This is a messenger RNA of Didymodactylos carnosus, 1183 nucleotides long. Lineage: Eukaryota; Metazoa; Rotifera; Eurotatoria; Philodinida; Philodinidae. The record is from the annotation of a GenBank genome assembly.
AUGGAAGGGGUAUUCUUAAACAAUCGGAUAAAUGUGAUACCACGACCAUUAAUAAUUAAUGACUUAUCAGGAAUAUUUGUAUUAUCUAAUAGUACUAUUAUUAUUGCGACUGUUGGUUGUGAAAAUGAAUUGGCAUUGUUUAAAAAUAGUUUAAAAGGAGAUUUUGAUUUUGAAUUUUCUGAUAAAACUGAUUCUAUUUCAGUUAUUAAAUUGAUUUUGAAUGAUAAUCGAAUAAAGAAUGAAAGCUAUCAUUUGAAUGUUGAUGUUAAUAAAAUCGAAAUUAUUGGCUGGUCAACAGCUGGCAUUUUCUAUGGUUUACAAACGUUAAGACAAUUAAUUAAUAACAAGGAUAACUUAACAAUUCCCUGUGUUCAUAUUGAAGAUCAACCACGUUUUCAAUGGCGAGCAUUUAUGCUAGAUGUGGCAAGACAUUUUCAAAACAUUUCAACUAUUAAACAACUUCUUGAUGAAAUGUCUCUAUUAAAAAUGAAUCGAUUUCAUUGGCAUUUAACAGAUGAUCAAGGAUGGCGAAUAGAAAUAAAAAAAUAUCCAAAAUUAACUGAAAUUGGUUCAAAACGUUCAUGUACACAAAGUAGAUGGAAAAGUAUGAAUUAUGAUUAUACGAUACACGAAGGUUAUUAUACACAAGAAGAAAUUAAAGAAAUUAUUCAAUAUGCAAAUGAAAGACAUAUACAAAUUGUACCAGAAAUAGAAAUGCCUGGACACGCUAGUGCUGCUAUUGCAUCUUAUCCAAGUCUAGGUUGUAAUCCACAACAACAAAUUAAUGUACCAGGUGCAUUUGGUGUUCAUUAUGAAGUGUUUAAUGUAGCUAAUCCACAGACAAUAGAAUUUCUGGAAAAUGUAUUAGACGAAGUUAUUGAUUUAUUUUCAACAUCAGAUGUUAUUCAUAUUGGUGGCGAUGAAGUAAAAUAUGAUCAAUGGAAAUCAUCAGUAGAAAUUACAAAAUUUAUAUGUGAACAUAAUUUACAAUCACCAGCAGAUUUACAAAUAUGGUUUACUAAUAAAAUAUCAAAUCUUUUAAAUGGAAAACAUCGUCGUAUGAUGGGUUGGAACGAAAUAACGGGUGGCAAUAAAUUACAUCGUUAUACAAGUGAAUUAGAUAUUUUAACAAAAGAAAAAUUAGCACAAAAUACAAUUGUUCACUUUUGGAAAGGUAAUUUAG